Messenger RNA from Sclerotinia borealis F-4128, 2799 nucleotides. The record is from the annotation of a GenBank genome assembly. NCBI's taxonomy places the organism in Eukaryota, Fungi, Ascomycota, Leotiomycetes, Helotiales, Sclerotiniaceae.
AUGAUUACCAAAUUCAUCACUCCUACGCGUGGUAGUGGCGGUGGUCAUGAGAACCAUCAAGGUGUGUUGACUGAUGCAAGCUCUCGCGUCAAUAGGCAACGCACCAAAAGCCUCACCACAAAACCACAAUACCAAUACCAUUACCAACACUAUUUCUCAAGUGAUCAUUCAUCUCAAUCUCCUCAUCGAAGAUUGAGACGCAAUACUAGUACUCGAGCACUUCGCAGCAUUGCUCGUUAUCAUCAGACUCGAGCCAACCGCAGUCCAUACGAUACAAGCCCACACACACCUUCGAAGCUCUCCCAAGUAAUGAUUGCUGAGUACGACCUAGCCAUUGCAGACACUCCAGACAUUGAUACACCUCCUCUCACAAUGCCUACCAAACUCGCACUCAACAAGAAAUUACCACCGAAGCCGAUUUUUCGCCUAGAAGAUUCUCCCGAACGCCGCGGUUUACUUGACGCCACCGAUCUCAAUUCUUCUUUGCAAUUCCCUAUUCUUCAGCCAAAAUCCGCUGUUAAAGAGGUUCCUGUUACAGAACUCAAUUCUACAAAACUCGUUGCUGAAGAUCUUACCUUUGUUGUUCCAUCAAUUUCAAACAAUUCUGACGCCGAUUCUGACUUUGAAGUCGGAAUCGCUCAAAUCGGAACUGCUUACGACGCGUCGACAAUAUCAGAGGUUACACCGCUCUCAACAAACGCAAAUAUGGCUUCACCACCAAUUCGUCAUACCAAUUCGAGUGCGAAGAGACGGGAGUUUAAUCACGCCAAGUUCGCGAUUACUCCUAGCUCUAGCAAGGCGGAGAGUUUCAAUCUUAACGUUCCAACAGGUGGUAAUCGUCGCACUACGUCCCAUGGCCAUAUUGCCUCGCCACAAAAUGAUGGUAGUCCAUUGCCGAAGAAAGAUCGCCGUGGUCGAUCGAGCUUAGGUAAUGGUGAAGGUAACUCACUCAUGUCCACUGACAAGGUCAUUUCUCACUUUUCUGCAGAUCGAGUAUCUAUGGAAGCUGAUGAGGAACCUCUCGUUGAGAUUAAUCACAGCAGCAAUGGUCCAACUGACACUUCAACUCAAGUUACUGUUGAUGGUACAGCUCUAGUUACCGAUCAUGAAAACAUCACUCAGAGUGCUUCAACCCAAGUUACCGUUCAUGCUACAACUCUUGAUACCGAUCAAGACAACAUCACUCAGAGUGCCACUGAAGAUGUUAUCGACGGUCCUUCCCCAGUUACCGAUCAAGAAAAUAUUACUCAGAGUGCCACUGAAGAUGUUAUCGACGGUCCUUCCCCAGUUACCGAUCAAGAAGAUGUUACUCAAGGAGCCAUCCAUAGUGCCGUUCGAGCUAUUGCUCAAAGCGGUACAAUGGGUCGCUCAGAGAGUCAGACGACUUUGGGUAGACAAAAGAAGAUGGUUCCACCACCAUCCAAGCGUUUUGCUAGGGACGCAGACCGUACCAUCCUAGGCACUUCACCAUCUUAUUCCAAGGUCACCACACGUGUUUACAUGGAAGACACAAUUGAGGAAGAGCUGCCACAUGUUGGUCAUCAAGCCAUGACACAAAAGGUUUCUACGGCAAAGCCCAAGGGCUUCAAGCGUGUACUUACUCCUCGUGCUGGUGGUUCAAAAACUCAAGCCGACAACAACGCAGCUCAUUCUUCGGAUGAGACCAACGCCGCCGAGACGAAGUUUGCUCGCCGAAAAUCUUCUUUGCCUGAUUCGCCAGAGAAUCAGACUCUUAAACCACUUAGUCUCACGGUUGAAAAAAAGAGACAGUCUUUCACCGAGCGUUUGUCUAAGCCAACUGCUUCUAGUGCAGCUCGCGCCAAGUCACACAAGUCGGCUCCCUUGGCAAAAUCUACUACCAUGACUUCAGUUAAGAAUGCCGGAAAGGGCCUUAAGAGUCGAAUUUCGGGAAUGAUGCGUACCCGUCGCACUUCUGAGUCUGUUGGUACCAUGGACAUUGCCGGUCCUUCUUUUGACAACGUUCCCAAAGAUGCUGCUACUCAACACGAUAUUCCCGUUCAAACUUUGGAGAAGGUCCCAGAACUUGCUCCGCUCGUCAGUGAAGGCGACGUCAGCGAGGAAUUCGCGGCAUUCUAUAGUCAAAUGGAAUACUCCUCCGAGAAAACUGCUCCAGCUGAACAGCUGACUAGUGCUAUUGAGCCUACUGUCAACAAUUCAAAUGGUGAAAGCGGACUCAUUAGCCCUCAGGUUAUCGAAGCAUCGCAGGAGAUGAUCAACAGCCCUGCAUCGGUCGAGGAAUCUUCUCCAAUGUCUGAGGCUGAAACAAAUGCCAUCGUUGAGGCUUCUCCAGUUUCGCAGUCGGAAAUUGCAGAUCGCAUCCAAAAAUUGGCAAUUCAAGAUGUGUCUACGCCUGGUCUUCCAUUGCCUACACAAGGAAAUGCACGUGUCCAACAAAUUGGCGGAAACACCCCAUCACUUGAUGUUCAAGUCGCUGCUGGAGACGGUGCUUCAGAUCCGCCACCCAACCAGGCUGGUAAUGGAGGUCAUGCUGACGAAGUGGUUCCACCACCAACUCCCGAUGAAAUGCUUACUGAACUCCACCUUGAAUUGGCUGAGCUCCGAAUUGCACUUCUGGCUGAGUCUGACACAUCCCGACGAAUUGUUCUCGGCGGCUAUUGUGUAAGACUGACAAACAAGAUUGAGGCUAUCAACAAGAACCGUCAGCUUAUGUUGCUAUUGCAAAUCGCCGAUGAGUCCAUGAUUGCUGAAGGUUCACUCGUUGCCUUGAAUUGCAUGAGAUUUCGAAACAUGAUGGCUAGAGACGUCAGCAACAAUUAA